CUCAAUAGCUGCGUGAACACACAAAUGUCGCGAUAACGUUGCUACUGCGCCAGAAAAGCGUAGCAUAGUUCGCGUCGCACGCCAGUAUGUUGCCUUACACGAGCGGUGGCUCGCAUGGGAGCCUUUAUGGGAGACGAAAGCCGGCUCCCAACCCGACUCUUGCGUUUGCGGGAGUUGCAGCGCUCCUCGCGCUUGCAGCGCUAGGAUUCGCGCUGCAUAGCCGCACGAGCGCGUCCAGCGCCCUUCGCGCGCGUGAUGCCCUUUCAAAGGAGCUUGACAGCCUGCGGUCUGAAUUCAACGGGCUGAAGGGCAAGUUCGCAUCCCGCAAUGCGGAGUACGAACACUUGGAGGCCACGCACGGGCACACCCAGCGCCGGCUGACGGAGGUCUCUAGCCAGUUGCAGCGGAAGGACGCGGAACUAGCAACUAAGGAGCAGUCGUUGCAGCAGCACAUAAACGAGCGGAAUGUGCUGGAGCAGCACCGUAGCGGCCGUGAGGCGGAGCUCUCCAAAAUGGUGGAGGACCUGCGGCGAGAGCUGAUCCGAACAGACGGUGUCAUUGACGCGCUGGAGAAGAAGACGACCCAGAUGGAGCACAUGCACACUGUCCGCGAGGAGGACUGGCACAAGCUGGCCAACACGUGGGUGCAGUACGAGAAGGACCUGCACAGCCAGUACAAGAAGUGCAUCGACGAGAUUGCCAAGGUCCGGAACGAGACCGCUAAGGGCUUCCCCGAGGCGCCGCUUCCGGAGGCGGAGCCCAAGAUCCGGCCGGAGACGGACUUCGGCCACAUCGGCGUGCAGGUGCCCGCCCACCAGGCGCACCACUUCGACCCGCUGCCGGUUGUGCCGACGCCCUCGCCGACGCCGGGCACCGUGCCCGGCAGCGACCUGCCGCUGACGCAGGCGUCCAAGAUCCGCGAGUCGGUGGUGCAGAUGACGCAGGGCAAGGUGGGCCUUGAACACUCGGCCGGUCAGCCGGGCGGCGCGGCCGGAGGUGCGGUCGGAGGCGCGGUCGGAGGCGCGGUCGGAGGCGCGGCCGGAGGCGCGGUCGGAGGCGCGAUCGGAGGCGCAGUCGGAGGCGCGGCAGGAGGCGCGGCCGGGGCGGGCAUCACUGGCGGCGACGUCGGCGCUGGCGGUGGUAGCGGCGACCAUUCGGCGCCGACGCCGACGGGCGCGCACCACCACGACAUCUACCACGCGGACUUCCACGACGACCACGCGCACGCCGACGACCACUACGGUCACCACAACUACGACCACUACCACGGCCACUACGACAGCUACGACCCCAUGGACCAGUACUGGCUCCGCGACAGCCACGGCGACUGGAACGCGGAUGAGGGCUUCCAUGAGGGCGGCGAGCACGGAGCCGGCAACCACGGCGGCCACCACAACCCCCACGGCCAGCAGCACGGGGGCACCCACCACGACCCCAACUACCACGGUGGCGGCGCCAACCACGGCGCCGGCGGUAGCGGCCACCAUGAUCCCAACUACCAUGGAGGUGGCGGCGGGGGCAGCCACGGCGGCGGCAACAACUAUCCGCAUCACGACCCGCAUGGGAACCGCUACCAGUACCAGGAGCACCAACAACAGCACGGCGGCGGCGGCGGCGGCCACAACGGCGGCGGCCAUGGCGGCCACCAGCAGCAGCCUCAGCACGGCGGUGCCCACGGCAGCGGCGGCGGGGACCACUGGCAGCAGCAGCCGCACGUGCAGCAGGGCGGCGGCGCUGGUGGCCAUCACGGCCACGUGCCCGCGCCGAUGCACGGCAUGGACCCGCACCAGCAGCAGGGGCACGGCCAGGGCCAGGGAUUGCACGGCCAGGGGAUGCAGGGCCAGGGCCAGGGGCACCAGCAGCAGCAGCAGCAGCAGCAGCAGCAGCACCAGUACCAGCAGGCGCAGGGGCACCACCAGCACCACCCGAACCCGAACUACAACGCGGGGCAACAGCAACAACAGCACCAGCAGCAGCACCAGCAGCAACAGCAGGGGCACAACCAGCAGCAGCAUGGGCAGCCGCACCACAACCCGCACAACGACCCGCACAUGGAUGCAUACCAUGGCGGGCACCACAACCCGUGGUAAGGUGCACGCGCAAUUUGUUGCAGGGGUUCCUGUCCCUGACUUAACGAGGUUUAUGACAGAUCACAAUGGGGUGGUGCGGGGUGCAGCGCUUGGCGAAAGCAAUGCAAACGUGGCGUGCGUAGGACAAGGAACACGAAGCGUAGUAGUGGCUAUCGACUUGAUGCAUCUGCUAGGUACGGUAGCUUUAGCCAACUGAGCAGGAAAUCAAGAAGUCUGGUGCUGCAAGCCCCGGUAUGGACUUUGCAUGGGCUGCGGAGGCGCAUCGCGCUACCCUGGUCAACAUGAGGCUUGGUAGGCGGCACAGCAGUAGACGCUGGUUGUGCACGGAUAAUGGCAGGAUGAUGCGCACAUGCCCUUCUAUCCGGUAGGGCCGGUUUAGCGGCUCGCCUGUCGGGGAUGAGAGGACUAGAUUCAUGAGGCAUGGUAAGACGGGGUGUGCGGGCGCCGCACCCCCUUCCUGCGUGAUUCAGGGCAAGGGAUUAACAAUGAGGGAUCGGUGCCUGGGCUCAGGCCGAAGUAAUGACUUGGAGGAGCGAGAGAACGAACUGAUGAUGCGAGCGGCGUGGUGUAAGCUUCAAGAGCG
Messenger RNA from Chlamydomonas reinhardtii, 2673 nucleotides. RefSeq lists its product as uncharacterized. NCBI's taxonomy places the organism in Eukaryota, Viridiplantae, Chlorophyta, Chlorophyceae, Chlamydomonadales, Chlamydomonadaceae. Bases 87 to 2090 code for a protein of 667 amino acids. The record is from RefSeq and is a predicted model, not a curated record. The transcript is spliced from 9 exons.